AUGCUGACUCCAGAAACCAUCAACAUCUUGUCAUACUUCUACGCACUGGGCAACACGCCAGCAGUGUGCCUGACACAGUCGCUUCCACCGGGAAGCCCAGCUGAUAUCCUCCUGCUGGGAUGUGGCGACGUGCGCAACAUCUUGUUUACGAGCCAUGUCGAUGUACAUCGCCAGUUGGACUUGACGUGUUGCGACUUUCAGAAGGCGGUGCUAGCCCGCAACAUAUUGCUGCUGUCUCUUAUCAUCGAUGACUCUGGACCUCAAUGCACGAAGAUCCUGUGGGGUCUCUACUACCACUUCCACCUCGAUGAUAACUGCCAUGAGCUUUUGCGCUCGCAGUCUCAGAAGCUCCAUUCACUAUCGGAUACCAUGGAAGCAUGGCACAACAGCAAGUACGGACCAGUUCUCAAAUUUUGCGACUCGGCCACUCUUGCAGACGUCAGAACGAUGUGGCACUUCUACAUAACUAGCCGCGAAGGGUCUGAGAAGUCCCAUUUCGAGGCUCACUUCAACGACAAUCUUGAGGAGACGCGAGAUAUUGAGGUCGAUCUCAAGUCUCGUGCUCGCGCGAGACGUCCAAAUCCCAUGUUCGUGACAGACGAUGGGCCGCUGCUGCACUACGGUACCGAUCCCUUGCUUGGCUUUCAUCUGGCAGCGGCAUACGCUCCGCUUCAAGCUCAGUCCCGUCUCUUCACCAAAUCGGUUUCUCCCAAACCGCAGCAGAGAGCUGUCGAGACUGCCCAGCUCGAGUUCAGCAAUUGGGUCGACUCAUUUAGCAAACGCCUUAAGUCGGUCACGAUUCGAUUCUUUUCGGGGAAUGCCCUUGCAUUUUCCCACUCGCUGCUGCAUAGACGAGUUAACGGCGGAUCCACCGGAAACUGGUACCGAGAUCGAUACCGCGCGGAGACACUGAAGCUGAACGGGCCAGAGUUUACGUCUGGUUCUGCUCCUCUUACAUUCGACAUCAUCGAUAGAUCCAACUUGUGCGACCACGUCGGUGGCUUGAAUCUUCUGACCGCAGUCUCGCCUCUGUUGCGGAACUGUGCCUCGUCCGCGGUAUACACUGAAAUCCUCCACAAGCGGAGCGAGAGUCCACAGAAGGCAUUCGACCAUAUUCUUUGCGGACACACGCCGACUGUGUCACUUCUACUCGGCUUGUUUCCUGUUGACUACUGGACGAAUGUCUUGCCCUGA
Molecule: messenger RNA, 1194 nt
Organism: Anthostomella pinea
Lineage: Eukaryota; Fungi; Ascomycota; Sordariomycetes; Xylariales; Xylariaceae
Source: the annotation of a GenBank genome assembly